CUGGUCUUCUGAACAUUAAAGAGUUCCACUUUAUAUACACGACAACUUCCCAUUUCAGAUACAACUCUGACUUCAUAAAAUGGACCUAACACAAUUUCUCCCCGAGAAAUUCAAAAAGAUUCCGUGUCAUAUGGAUUAUGAAGGACAGAAACGCGCAGAACAGUAUUUUCAAGUCAUCAUUGUCCUGUUUGGGGCUGUAGGGUUUGGAUGGGGUUAUAUCUGUCAGCAGUUUUCUCAAACCAUGUACAUCUUGCUAGCUGGGUUUGCUUUAUCAUGCAUUUUGACUUUACCUCCUUGGCCAAUGUUUAGAAGAAAGCCACUGCAAUGGCAGAAAGCUCGGCCAGAAACUUCAGAGGAUGCUGGGAAGGAUUCAAGUUCCUCUAGUUCACAAAAAUCAAAGAAAAAGAAGUAAAGAGACAGGUCUUAGGGAAUGGAUGUUGUGGUGCUAAAUGUAUGUUGAGUGUGACAGAAUUUUAUUUCCAGAUUAUCUUUAUGAUUUAUCAUAUUCCUGAUUUUCAUAUUUAAUAAAUACAUGACAGAUUCAUUUACUUUGGGUUAAACUCUCAACCCAGUAUUUCUGUGAGUUUGAACUUACUCUCAUGUACAUUUUGUUAAAUGCAACUGAAUUUUAAGGAGCACUUAGUGAGAAUAUGGAUAUCUAUUUGGUGCAAUAUCAUGUUUUCUUUACAAGAUGUGUACUUGAUAUGAUAAUAAAUGGAGGAAAAAUC
This is a messenger RNA of Ostrea edulis (European flat oyster), 728 nucleotides long. RefSeq names its product signal peptidase complex subunit 1. The coding region runs from base 80 to 412 and encodes 110 amino acids. The transcript is spliced from 4 exons. Lineage: Eukaryota; Metazoa; Mollusca; Bivalvia; Ostreida; Ostreidae. Gene Ontology annotation, biological process: protein targeting to ER. The record is from RefSeq and is a predicted model, not a curated record. Gene Ontology annotation, cellular component: signal peptidase complex; endoplasmic reticulum membrane.